This is a messenger RNA of Exophiala oligosperma, 1245 nucleotides long. RefSeq lists its product as uncharacterized. Lineage: Eukaryota; Fungi; Ascomycota; Eurotiomycetes; Chaetothyriales; Herpotrichiellaceae. The transcript has a single exon. Bases 77 to 1051 code for a protein of 324 amino acids. The record is from RefSeq and is a predicted model, not a curated record.
ACACACACACACACACACACACACACACACACACACACACAUACACAUCCCGCAAUCACACACCUACAUUCCCAAAAUGAAGAUUCUCAUCACCGGCGCCGGAGGGUUUUUGGGACAAUUCCUGGCGCGAGAACUUUUGUCCAACCCUGACCACAAGGUCGUCCUGACCGACAUCGUCGACGUCCCCGUCCCGAAAGGAUCCAAAAACCCUCGAAACGCCACGUGCGUCAAGGCGGACCUGUUGAAGGACCGCGGGGCCAGCGUCAUCACCCCCGACCUCGACGCCGUCUACAUCUUCCACGGGAUCAUGUCCUCGGGGAGCGAGGCGAACUACGACCUCGGGAUGAAUGUCAACCUGGAAAGCACGAGGUUGUUGCUCGAGACGAUCCGUCACGUCCGGCCGGGGUUGAGGGUCAUCUACGCGUCGAGCCAGGCGGUCUACGGUCGACCUUUGCCGGACGUCAUCACCGAGUCGGUCCUGCCGACCCCGGAAGGGUCGUACGGAGCGGCCAAGCUCAUGUGCGAGACCUUGAUCAACGACAUGAACCGCAAGGGGUUCAUCGACGCCGUCACGCUGCGAUUCCCCACCAUCUCGGUGAGGCCGGGGAAACCCGCACCGGCGGCGAGCGCCUUCAUCUCGGGCAUCAUCCGGGAACCCCUGGCCGGGAAGGAAUGUGUCGUGCCGGUCGAGGACAGGAACUUCCCCAGCAACGUCUGUUCACCAAACACCCUCAUCUCCAACCUGGUCCACGCCUUGACCCUCGACGGCGGCGCGCUCCCCAGACACAAGCGCGUCGUCAACGCGCCGGGCAUCUGCGUGACGAUCCAACAAAUGUUGGACGCCCUGGCCAAGGUCGCCGGCAAGGACAAACUGCGGUACGUCCGUGAAGAACACGACGAGUUUCAGGCUCGAAUCCUGUACUCUUGGGCCUACAACUACGACAACACCCUGGCCCUGAGUCUCGGGUUCAGACAACCCACCGGUUUCGAGGAUGCGGUCAAGGAGUACAUGAAUUUCAUGGCCGAACAGGAAAAGUGGGAAUCAGAAUGAAGAUGAAGAUGAAGAUGAAGAUGAGAAGAGUGAGAGCCGAAGUUGCCGAGGAUGACGGUUGGGUCACUUUGCAUAUGCAUCUUACACAACUAAUUAAAAAAAAACAAAGAAAAAGCCAGUUCACCUUGUGCAUGACUGGCCAGUCUUACUGUCAUCUGUAUCCAAGGCAAUAUUCAGAUUCCAUUCAUCUCUUC